ACCUCAUUCAGUCAUGGACAGGGCCAGGCGGCAGCAGGCUCUGACCCUCCUCCCCAUCUGCCUGGCCUUCGCCCUCUCCCUCACCGCCGUGAGCAGCAGCUACUGGUGUGAAGGGGCACGGAAGGUCACGAAGCCGCUGUGCCUCGACCAGCUGCACGGGAAGAAUUGCAUUCACUUCAGACGGCCCAACAGCAGCUAUGGCACCAAGGACGAGAGCCAGGUGGUCCUGUACAUUUGGGAAAUAGGGGACGAUAAAUUCAUCCAGCGCCGGCUCCACGUGGGGCUCUGGGAAUCCUGUGAGGAGAACCUCAACAGCACAGGUGAACGGUGUAGGAGUUUCCGGAGUGUAGUACCAACUGAAGAACAAGGUGUUUUAUGGCUCUGCAUUGGGGCUGAGGUCCUGGUUGUCUUUCUGAUCCUGACAAGUGCCAUCCUCCUGGGCUCCAGAAUGAGCUGUCACAGCUGUGGGUUCAACUGGCUCAAGGUGGAUGCCUCAAUAGCCAUCCUCAUGGUAUUCGCAGGGCUCCUGGGCAUGGUGUCCCACAUGAUGUAUACGACUAUUUUUCAAAUCACUGUGAACCUUGGGCCAGAAGAUUGGAGGCCUCAGACGUGGGACUAUGGCUGGUCAUAUUGCAUUCGGUGGGGNUCUUUUGCCUUGUGCAUGGCUGUGUCGGUCACGGUCAUGAGCAGAUACACCACAGCCCGCCUGGAAUGCUCAGAGAGGCAAAGGGUACAGAAGAGCCCACAGCACCCUCAGUAUGGCUUCCCAGAACCUGAGACGUCACAGCGUGUUUGGGAAACAGGAGCUGCUCCCAGUCCUGCAGGGCACGUCUUCCUGAAGGUCCCAGGCAAGGUGUCCAUGUGCUAGCCAGUGGCCUGUGGUGGCCAGAUCUGCACAUGCAGAUAAGCCAGGCAUUGUACCCUAAAUGAACAUCUCCGAGGUGGACUUCAGAAGACUAAGGUCCAGGUAACCCUGCAUUUCCCAUCCAAUGCUUCACUGAACACCUUUGGCUCCAGCCUCUCGUUCAUGUUAAAAUUCCAGUGUCUUUAAGCGAAACAAUUCUUACAGAAGAGAUCAACCAUUGACACUCUAGUAUAAAGGAGCUUUCAGCUUUGCUGACAGUGAGUUUUGUAAAGGUACCAAGGAAAGAGAGAACACACAACCACUAGGAGGAAGAGAAGACCAAGACUGAGAAUGGCAAGUCUUUACAAUGCAUGCAAAAUAUGUAGCCCACACAGAUUUAUUGACAGAAAAGCCCAGAAUGUUGUUUUUUAUUUCCCCCUUCAUUGGCAGAGAAAAUAAAACAUGU
This is a messenger RNA of Ictidomys tridecemlineatus (thirteen-lined ground squirrel), 1310 nucleotides long. The record is from RefSeq and is a predicted model, not a curated record. Lineage: Eukaryota; Metazoa; Chordata; Mammalia; Rodentia; Sciuridae.